Monoraphidium neglectum is the source of this 2877-nucleotide messenger RNA. RefSeq lists its product as hypothetical. The record is from RefSeq and is a predicted model, not a curated record. The transcript is spliced from 8 exons. The coding region runs from base 1 to 2877 and encodes 958 amino acids. NCBI's taxonomy places the organism in Eukaryota, Viridiplantae, Chlorophyta, Chlorophyceae, Sphaeropleales, Selenastraceae.
AUGACGCUGACGCCACGAGCGCGCAAGCUGUAUAUGGACGCAUGGGGCGACGCCGCUGCCGCGGAGGCCGCCGGCGGCGGGCGGCCGCUGGAGCCGAGCGCCAGCGACGCGUCGCAGCUCGGCGCGGACGGUGCUGUGAUCGUGCGGCUGCCGUUCGCGGCGCGAGAGGGCGCCGCCGCGCGGCCGGCCGGCGGCGGGGCGGCGGCGGGCUCGGAGGCUGCCCUCGGCUGCGCAGUUGAUCGUGCUGUCGGCGGCGUCAGACAGGCGGCGUCGGCUGCCAGUGGCGACAGGCUUCAAGGUUUGGACAUACCAGUUGUCUUCAAUCCGGCCACGUCUGGAGAGCCAGUGCCUGCACCGUCUGGUCGGGGCAGCGCGGGUGCUGGCGCGGUGGGUGCCGCGGGCCCAGCCCUGGCGGGCGUGUGGCGGCGCCUGUCCGGGGGCGACGCCGCCUUCCUGCGCGGGGAGUGGGAGGCGUGCGAGGCGGCCUACCGCGCGCUGCUGCCGUUCAGCUAUGGGCACCUCGUAUCGGUGCUGCUGCAUCAACAAAGGCCCCAGGAUGCUCUUCAACUGCUGAGAGAGGCCAUUGCCGGCUGCCUGGGCGCCGAGCCGCACGGGGCGAGCCAGGGGCCCGAAGGCAGCGGCGCCACCAGCUGCGGCGGCCCUGAGCGCGCGCUGUGGCGCGUGCUGGCGGCGGCCAUUGGGCAGCUGGGUUGCGCUGCCUCCCAGCUGAUAGCGGCUGCGGCUUCGGCGGCGGCAGAGGGCGAGGCGCAAGCUGGCGUGGCAGCAGAGGCGGCGGCCGCCCGGCAAAGCGCGCUAUUCCCCACACCUCUCUACUGGACGGCGCAGCUAGCCAGCCUUGCGGAGUCCCAGGGGCAGCCGGCGGAUGAGCAACCCACACAGUGGCGCGCCGGCCACCUCAUGCGACUCAGCGUCGGCCCCCUGAUCGCAGCCUUUGCGGCGGCAGCGGACGCACGGGACCGCGCGCCCUCGGACAGCCCAGCACGGGAGGCCGCCGCCUUGGGCGGUCUUGGACCCAGGGCGGCGGGGCUGGCGCUGGUGUCCGCGGCCCUCUCGCGGCCGCCGUGCAGGCCACAGGCGCUGCUGCAGGCGCUGGCCCCGCAGGUCACCGCCCUGCUGUCGCUGGCCGGUGGCCCCGCCGACGACGGUGGCGAGGACGGCGGCGAUGGCACCGGGGGGUGGCUGCGCGGCGCGGUGCUGGCGUGCGAGGCGGAGGUGGCGGCGAGGAGCCUUGGGCUGGGAGCCAACGUCGUGGGAGCAUUUGCGCAGCAGAGCUGGGAUGUCUUGUGGGGUCGGAUUGAGGAGCAGGAGGGGGCGCCACUCCCAGUGCUCGCGCGGGGGGUGGCAGCCGCGGUGGCAGCGGGGCGACGGCUGUGGAGCAAACAGGGCGACGAGCGGCCGAAGAAGCUUGAGCAGCAGGCCCAGGCGCUGCUGUGGAGGGCGGCGUGCCUCAGGCUGCGCGCCGCCCCGCUCGUGCCGGACGGCGGCGCCGCCGGCGAGGCGGCGCGCGGGCUGCGCGGCACCCUCGCACGGAUGCUCGUGCGUGUGCUGGUCGCCACAGCAGCGGGCGACGCGUUCGGAAGCAGGAACGGGGCUGGUGGCGGCGCGAUCGGGGCUGGCGGCUGCGGCAGCUCUGUGCGCGGAUUGCUGCGGAGGGAUGAGGUGCGGUACUUGACCCAGCUGCUGCUGUGGAGCCGCCCGAGGAUGCGGGACGCUGAUGACGUCAUAUCGGAGGUGUUGAAGCGUCAGGAGAGCAGAGUAGUGCAGGGCGGCGCGUCGGCCGUGGGCGCGGCCCUGCAGCUGCUGCAGGCCGGCGGCGUCCUCGAGGCAGCGGAGGCACAGGAGGCGCUCCUGGCGGUGCGGGAGCGGCCGGCGGCCCUCCAGCGCGGUUGCUCCGACGCCGCGGCGGCUAACCCCGUCGGGGCCGUGGGCGACCUGCAGGCGCAGAUGGAGGAUGCCGCACUGCAGGUUGAUAUUUUCAGCAUCGCACUGGCAAUGAUGCAAAUUUUGCAGGACGGCAGCAUUGCAGACGGGCAGGGGAAGCCUGCGGCACUGCAGGGCCAGUGGCAGGCUGCAGUAGCGGCCGCCGGCGCGGUCGGAGCCACAGAGCGCGCGCUGCCGCCGUGGGACGAGGAGGGAGAGGAGGACGGAGGCGAGCGGACUGGGCACAACGCUGGGGAGGCGGACGCACUGCCGCGGCUCGUGGCAAUUGCAUGGUUGCUUCAUGCCCGCCAAGGCCUGGCGGCAGCCGCGGCCGCGGGGGCAGGGCCGUUGGACGGCGUCGGCGCGGCGCCCUGCGCGUUCGCCGCCGCGCUCCUGGCCGCCGACGGUGUGCACGCGCCACAGCAGGUGCAGAACGGGGUGCUCGCGGCCCUCGCCAGCUGCCAGGCCUCUGCUGCUGAGCUGCGGCGCGUCGAGCUGCAGAUGGCGUUGCUGCCUGGCGGGGCACUUCCGAGGCCUGCGGCGACCAUGUGUCGCCUGCUGCAGCAGGCGGCGGCGGGCGAGCUGGGACAAGGCGAGGGCGUGCACGAGAGCACCCAGGACGAGCCGCUCGACGGCGGCGGCGCGCCGCCGCCGCAUGAGCAGCUGCGCCGCAGCUUCUUGCGCCGUUUGGAAGGCGUCUUUGCAGAAAGGGCUGCUGCUUCGAAGGGGCUUGGGCCGAUUGUUGAGGCGGCGCUCGCGGCGAUGGGCAUUGGAUGUGACUAUGUGGGGCACUUGAGGUGCUCGCUCCCCACGAUUGAAGCAUGCUUCACCCACCCGCUGCUGCGGACGAUAGCGCCCCUGGCGAGCAGGCGGCGCCCGGGCCUGCGGCCCUCGCAGCGCAUGAUUGGGAGCGGCGCAAGGCAGCAGCUGUUCUGA